Molecule: messenger RNA, 5323 nt
Organism: Chionomys nivalis (European snow vole)
Lineage: Eukaryota; Metazoa; Chordata; Mammalia; Rodentia; Cricetidae
Gene: Fhip2a
Product: FHF complex subunit HOOK interacting protein 2A
Exons: 17
Coding region: 316-2610 (764 amino acids)
Source: RefSeq, a predicted model, not a curated record
GGACGCGGCGGGCAGCGCUGCCGGAAGAGCCCGAGCCUCCUGCCACCGUGUCCGCUGUCGCCGCCGCCACCGCCACCGUCGAGCUCCGCGGGGCCCCGAGUCCCAGCCGAGUGUCCUCGGAGCCGCCCGCCGCGCUCCCCGCGCCCCUCGCGCUCCCCGAGCCGCCGCGCCUCCCGCUCGGCCUCCGUCCUCAGCUCCCCGCCCGCACCCGCCUUCACUCUGGAGCGGCCCGGGCAGCCGCAGCAGGGGCGGCGGCGGCGCAUCGAGGAGCUCUCCAGGUCGUCCCGGGAGAAGCUGCUGCAGUCCCGGGACAGGAUGUUUUCCAAGCUCACGUCCAUCCUGCAGCACGCCGUGGAGGCGCUUGCACCGUCUCUUCCACUACAAGAAGAUUUUGUUUAUCAUUGGAAGGCAAUCACCCAUUACUACAUAGAAACUUCAGAUGAUAAAGCCCCUGUGACGGAUACGAACAUUCCGUCCCACCUGGAGCAGAUGUUGGACAUACUGGUGCAAGAGGAAAAUGAGCGAGAGUCUGGAGAGACGGGGCCAUGUAUGGAGUACCUGCUCCAUCACAAGAUCUUGGAAACAUUGUACACCUUAGGGAAAGCCGACUGUCCUCCCGGGAUGAAGCAGCAGGUUUUACUGUUCUAUACCAAGCUUCUGGGAAGAAUCCGGCAGCCCCUGCUUCCACACAUCAACGUUCACAGGCCGGUGCAGAAAUUAAUCCGAUUGUGUGGAGAGGUGCUUGCCACACCGACAGAAAACGAAGAGAUCCAAUUUCUCUGCAUCGUCUGCGCGAAGCUGAAACAGGAUCCCUACUUGGUCAACUUCUUUCUGGAGAACAAGUCCAAGUCGCUGGCUUCCAAAGGAACUCUGAGUGUCAUCUCAGCUGAUGUCCCCAAAAGUCAGGACCCCGUGUCAGCGGACAGCAGCCAGUGCCAUCAGCCGCAGGAGCUGCCCCGUGCUCCUGGGGUGGGGUACACGGAGCCAGAGGAAGAGCCCCCUCACCAGAUGGAUGAGCUGUCUGCAAGCUUGGAUGACCUCAAUGUCACCUCACCACCAGAGGCCUCUGACAGUCGGCCGAAACAGGAUUACAACUUAGUGAAUUCUCUGUUGACCCUGACAAAGAGCCCUGACGGCCGGAUAGCCGUGAAAGCGUGCGAGGGCUUGAUGCUCCUGGUGAGUCUGCCAGAGCCUGCGGCUGCCAAGUGCCUCGCUCAGAGCACCUGCUUGUGCGAGCUGCUGACCGGCAGACUCGCCUCCCUGUAUCAGGCCCUCCCUCAGUCGGUGGAUCCCUUGGAUAUUGAAACUGUGGAGGCAGUGAACUGGGGGUUGGACUCCUAUAGUCAUAAAGAGGACGCGUCAGCGUUCCCUGGGAAGCGAGCCUUAAUUUCAUUUCUUUCCUGGUUUGAUUAUUGUGAUCAACUCAUCAAGGAAGCACAAAAGACUGCUGCUGUUGCUCUCGCCAAAGCCAUCCAUGAGAGGUUCUUUAUCGGUGUCAUGGAGCCUCAGCUGAUGCAGACCUCCGAGAUGGGGAUCCUGACAUCGACGGCUCUACUGCAUCGUAUUGUUCGACAAGUGACCUCGGACGUCCUGCUUCAGGAGAUGGUGGCCUUUAUCCUUGGAGAGCAGAGGGAGCCAGAAACGCUGUCGGAAAUUGGCAGGCAUCCCCUAAGACAUAGGUUAAUCGAGCAUUGUGAUCACAUAUCUGAUGAGAUAAGCAUCAUGACCCUGAGGCUGUUUGAGCAUCUUCUGCAGAAGCCCAACGAGCACAUUCUUUACAACUUGGUCCUGAGAAACCUGGAGGAAAGGAACUACACGGAAUACAGGCCUUUGUGCCCGGAAGAUAAGGAUGCAGUGGAGAAUGGGCUGGUGGCCGGAGCCGUAGAUCUGGAGGAAGAUCCAUUAUUUACUGACAUUUCACCAGAUAACAUUCUGCCAAACCAAGAGUGGAUCAGUUCACCCCAUGCCAGCCCAGACCACCCCAAAAAUGAUGGCAAGACGGAAGUCCAUAAAAUCGUCAACAGUUUCCUCUGUUUAGUACCAGAUGAAGCAAAGUCAUCCUACCAUGUCGAGGGCACUGGCUAUGACACCUACCUCAGAGAUGCUCACAGGCAGUUCCGAGACUACUGCGCUGUCUGUUUGCGAUGGGAGUGGCCCGGAGCCCCCAAACCACUGGAGAAGUGUGACUUAGAAGCAGCCUUCUUUGAAGGACAUUUUUUGAAAGUUUUAUUUGACAGAAUGGGAAGAAUUCUUGAUCAGCCAUAUGAUGUGAAUCUGCAGGUGACCUCAGUGUUGUCCAGGCUGUGCCUCUUCCCCCACCCCCACACCCACGAGUACCUUCUGGACCCCUAUGUGAACCUUGCCUCUGGCUGCAGAUCGCUCUUCUCUGUGAUCGUCAGGGUUGUUGGUGACCUGAUGGUUCGAAUUCAGCGUAUUCAAGACUUCACCCCCAAGCUUCUCCUAGUCAGAAAACGACUGCUCGGCUUGGAGCCUGAGGGCCAGAUCAUCGACCACAUCACGUUGCUAGAGGGUGUGAUUGUCUUAGAGGAAUUCUGCAAGGAGCUGGCCGCCAUCGCCUUCGUGAAGUACCACGCUUCCGCCACGCCGUGAGUGACAUCACCCUGAUCUCUGGGAGGACGAGAACCUUGUCAGUGAAGUAGGAAUCUGCUGCCUGGCUGCUGCCGGUGAACAGGGCUGAUGUCAUGAUUCUCUGUGUAAACUGCACGUUGUUGAAACCCGGGAUGCAUUUCCAGUGACCGAAAAGCUGCAAAACUCCUGAUGUCAGGACUUUGCUGGUAUUUCUGUUAUUUUAAUAUCCUCCCAGGCAGCAAAGCAUUUUGACAUUCUCUGAGACUUAAUGCUUAUCUUCUUUUGUAUUAAUAAGCAGCAAAAAAAAUCACUAAUUUUAUAACUUUUUAAGGUUAAGAUUCUUAUCAUACAAAAUAUUUAAGAAAAUUGUAAAUGAGAAAGAAAUGUAGUUGAGGCCCUCAGAAGACUCUCUAGGAGAUGAAACGCAGAGAACAGCAUCAUUCUUCAGCUUUUGUAAGAAAACAAUUUAAUAUGAUAAGAAAGUAUUAAUUAAUAUAUAUUUUUAAAGAAAUGUUCUUUUACUCUUUUGUGCCAUGUUCGUGUUGAUUUCCCUGUGUGGCUCCAGUUUCUCCACACUCACGUUUGCAGCAGCAUUGGGCUCAUCCGCCUCAGUGGUAGCGUUCGCUAAAGUAGUAUCUUGUAAAGCUAGUUAACACAUACUGAGACCUCCCCAUGCCUUCUCUGAGAAUGGCUUUAUGAAACUGUUUCGUAAUUGACUUUCUUAGUGGAGUGGGUGUGUCCAGGUGGGAGCUGACGGCAAGUCUGAGGAAGCCGUCAGGGUGCCGAGGGCCUUUACUGUUUACAUUUGCUUUCAUUUUAUUCUGUCUUUUGUCUUAAGAGAUUCUAAAGAGAUUUUUAAAAAGUCUUUCCUUGUUGAGUUCACACCUUAGAGGAUUUGAGGAGCCUGAGUGUGUGUGGAAUGGCCUGGAUGCAGGAUGUCUAGGUGAGCCGGGUUGCAGGGCACACCUGCGGGUCACCUGCUCUUUCCUCUCAGCUCGAGAGGGUCCGCCUCCACCCCCUCUGUGAUAUCACCAGAUGUGUGUGCACGGCCACAGCGCGUGGUAUGUGCUCAGAGCGCGUUUGACGCUUUGUUCAGUCUAUUUUACUAGCGUUUCUGAUUCAUGUUAUAGUUCAGUUUCGCUACUUAGAAACAAAAUACUGACGGUAUGAAUAGCCUGCCUCUGGUCUAGGGUGAUCAUCCUUGUCAAAACAAAACAACUGCAUUUCCAACAGGAUGCAGAUCUUUCUUUGCUCAUUCAAGAACUCCACUAUAACAACAGGAGACAGUGAUUCCCGACAUGGUUUUCCUUCUGUGGCCGUGAGUGAUGAGAAAUGGUUUUGUUGUAUUUAUUGACCAGUUUGUGCAAGAAUCACCGCAACACCUUCAUUUUAAAAUGUUGCUGCAGUCUACUUAGAUGAAGGUGUGUUUAAAAUAAGGCACUGAGAGGUAUCAGAUAUUUCUUAAUGCCUUCCUAGUGCUCAGUAGGUGUGGUAGCAAUGAGGUUACCUCCCAGACUAGUCCUUGAAUUCCCGGCAGGACCUUAUCGCUUAUCCACGCAGACGAGCUCAGUAAAGCUUUAACUAUAAUUUGUGUGUUUGCUGCUUCUGCGAAUAGAGUUUUCCUGAGUCACCAUAAUGAUCUUGAUCCGUAACCGGCUAGGGUUAGUCGGCUUCUCCUCUGUAAUUUCUUCUGCAUAUUUAAUUCAGACCUAGAGUCAGCACAAGUCAGAGAACUGAGUCGAUUUGUUAAGGAAACUAUAUACCACAUCCCUAGGCUUUUUCCCACAGUUCCAGAGGCCUGGCUGUUUCCAGGAUUUCCACAGACCAGGUGCGUGGAAGUACCACCUUAGCCAAGUGGUUGCCAUGGUGAGUUCCGAACCGAACUCUACCUGCUCCGUGGUUGUAUAAAUAGGAAAUUGGUGUGCACAUUUUUUAUUUUCUAACUUUCUAACAGAAGCCUUUGGGUUUAUUUUCAGCAACAAGCCAUUUUCACUUGACAAAAUCAGAUUUGUCGUUGCCAAUUUUUAUUACAGGGCUCACAUUAUAACUAUAUAAUGUUCUCACACUGUAUCUGUGCAAUAUGAAGCUAUGGAUGGAUUCAUAGCUUUUUGGCUUACCUGUAUAUUAUUGUGUUUGUACAUAAAUGUAUUUAAAUGUGUGUAUGUAUAUAUAUGUUUAUGGACCAUAUUUGGUCCAUGUGUGUAUAUGGACCAAAAUCCUUAGCUUGCUUACACUGUUGCUAGUGUAAAGAUUGUUACAUUUAAUUUUACAGGGCACAAAUUAUAGAAUGACUUUGUACUUUCAUGGUAAUGUCUCCAUAAGUUAUUACAUUACAGUUACCACUUAGUUUCUAAGUUUACUGUGUAACAGGAGUCACAGGGAGAUGCUAAACCCACAAACUAUGUGGUAAUUGUACGUAUUUGGAUUGUAUAAUAAAGUAAAAUAUGCAUGUCAUCGUGACACUUGCUAUGUUAAGACAGAUAAUCCUACUUCUAAGCCCUGUAAAAUAUCAUCACUAAUACUCUGUUAGCCUCUGCCUUGUUUACAUUAAACAGGAUAUUUGAUACAUUUUUCUAUGAACAUCAUGUGGGUCACUGAUGGUGGCCACUGACGGAGAAGCUCUCAGAUGACUGUGUGCCCACCGUCCCUUCCGGGGAGGUGGAGAUCAGCUUUGGCUUGUGCGCUAACAGUGCAUGCAGGACUAAGAGGGAAAUCAAGAAAAUAAAUCAAUGUA